AUGACAGCAGACAUAGCUCGCGAUUUCAUGCUGACCUGCCCUCGUGCCGCACUGCACGUGCCCAUCGGCCCUCGACCCAAGCAUUUGGCCUCGCAUAUCAACAAGAAAUUUCCCGGUGCGCAGGCUCAGGCUGGUGAUAACGAUCACUCUUCGCAAAAGAAUUGGGUUCAAUUUGUCAGCUUUGUCAACUCGGAGUUGCAAUGCCAGCGACCCGUCUUGCUAUUGCUUGCCUACAGCAACACCUUGAUGCACUACGUCACCAUCGUAGCAAGCCGAGGUGGUGAGGAAGUGGUCGUGCUUGACACCAAUUCGCAGACGUACGCUUAUGCGUGGGAAGAUCUGCACCACAUGGCUGACAAGAAAGGCACACACCUCGCUCACUUGCGCAUCUUGUCCAACUACAACUGGAUAUCCUUUGGCACGAAAAGCACGCGCUUCGAUCGAAUUCUCGGCAAUAUCAAUGCGGCCUGCUGCGAGACUUUCUACAACACCGUCUAUCACAUUGAUUGGAAAGAUCACUUCUACAUGCUUGGUCAGCAAGAGAGUCGGGUCGGCUCGCCGUGGUGCCACCCUGGAUUCUAUCGUGCCAGAUACCCUAAAGAUGCGGACGCCUUGGGCCCAAACAACAUUGUCGAGCACAUGCUCACGGUAGGGCUGUCCACCGGCAGGCAGCUCUCUCCACAUUUCGAUCCAGGCUAUUAUUGGGACGCGCACGAAGAUUUGAGGAACGCUUUCCACGACAGGGCUGCGGGAAGAACCAGGAACGAGGCUCUGCUGGCGCACUGGAUCAGGCAUGGGCUCGAUGAAGGUCGUCGAGCUGCUAAAGAUAUGUGCUUCAGGUCCUACCUUGAGCGCUACAAAGACCUGCAAGACGCUUUCGGUCCGACGGCAUACAAGAGAGCUGCUAUGCAUUGGUAUGAACAUGGGAUCAAUGAAGGCAGAUCCAGUGCGCCUUUAUGA
Molecule: messenger RNA, 960 nt
Organism: Ceraceosorus bombacis
Lineage: Eukaryota; Fungi; Basidiomycota; Exobasidiomycetes; Ceraceosorales; Ceraceosoraceae
Source: the annotation of a GenBank genome assembly